AUGGUGUACUCUCGCAGCACUUCCACCCGUGCCUACGUCAAGGCCGUCGCUCUCUGUGCACUCAGCUUGGCUUCACUGUCCCUUUCGACGGCCCAAGAUGCGACGUCUACCGUGUGCGAAGUCUCCGAAGGUGACAAGAGCUUCGGUGUCCGCGUUGUCGACGACGCCGGCUGCGCCAACGGCGGACUCGGCUGCUACAACGACCACUGCCGCUACUGCAAGCUCAUCGACACGCCCAAGUCGACGCAGUUCGAGAGCUGCUCGUCCUUUGGGGCCAACUUCCCGUCCAUGGCGCCGCUGGUGGUCACCACUGGGCCCUGCGAGAUCUCGGGAGGUGACGCUGCAGUGGGCAUCGCUGCGGUGGUCGAUGCGGACUGCUUGUACGGAGGCCUCGGUUGCUUCAGCGACCACUGCCGGUUCUGCAAGGUACAGGAGACGCCGCAGUCGACGGCCUUCCUGGGCUGCGCAGACUUCAACGCGGCCACCCUCGUCACGGUCGGCACGAUCACGACCCCGGCACCGACUGCGGCUGCCACGGAUGCACCGAUCGUCAUUGCCACUGAUGCCUCGGCGUCUACUACGGAUGCACCGACGACCACCACCACCACCACUACUGCCGGUGGUUCGUGCACGCUCGUAGUUUCCGAAGGCGACGCAGCGGUCGGCAUCAACAUUGUCGGCGAUGCGUCGUGCAGUGCCGGCGGUGUCGGCUGUAUCGAUGAUGUGUGUCGGUUCUGCCGAGUGAGAACCACGGUGCAGUCGGCAGCGUUCACCGACUGCGGUGCCAUUGCCGGCGCCACCACUGUCACGGCGACGGAGGCUCCUACCGAUGCGCCUACAGACGCUCCUACUGCUGAUGCCUCGAUAGAUGCACCUACUGAGGCUCCGACGGACGCCCCUACCGACGCUCCGACAGAGCUCCCGACCGAGGCACCGGCCACCGGCAGCACGUGCCAGCAAGCGGCGGCUGAGGGCGACAUCUUGGCCGGCAUCACCAUCGUCACCGACACGUCCUGCGCCACCGGCGGCAUCGGAUGCAUCAGCGACGUGUGCCGCUACUGCCGCCUCGUGUACACGAGUCAGUCGGCGGCGUUCACGGACUGCGGCGUCGUUCUCGGCACGGUAGCCACCACCGACGCACCGACCGACGCGCCGACGGAUGCGCCAACCGUCACCGCGACCGAUGCUCCAACUGAUGCGCCCACGGACGCCCCCACUGCUGCCCCAGCCGACCAGCCUGCGUGCACGAAGGUCGUCUCCUCGGGCGAUGCAUCGGUCGGCAUUAACAUCGUCACGGAUGCUUCGUGUGCGAGCGGUGGUGUCGGCUGUAUUGACGACGUGUGCCGCUUCUGUAAGGUGCUGACCACGAUCCAGUCGACGGCGUUCGUGGACUGCACGUCCGUCACCGGGUACUCGACCAACGUGAUCACCACGGCGGAUACUGUCGUCACCGAGGCCCCGACCGCCGUCCCGACGGAUGCCCCCACGGAUGCGCCUACCGAUGCGCCUACCGAAGCCCCUACCGAUGCUCCUACCGACGCUCCCACGGAUGCUCCGACUGAUGCCCCGACGGAUGCUCCGACUGAGGCACCGGCAGCAACCACCGCCGCCCCUCCGACCUCUGACGCAGUGUGCACUCAGGUCGUGUCGGACGGAGACGCUGCUGUCGGCAUCAACAUCUUCACGGACGCAUCGUGUGCGAGUGGCGGCGUGGGCUGCAUUGACGGCGUGUGCCGCUUCUGCAAGGUCAGGACGACGGACCAGUCUGCGGCGUUCGUCGACUGCCCCUCGGCGUAG
Messenger RNA from Phytophthora sojae, 1797 nucleotides. RefSeq lists its product as hypothetical. The coding region runs from base 1 to 1797 and encodes 598 amino acids. NCBI's taxonomy places the organism in Eukaryota, Oomycota, Peronosporomycetes, Peronosporales, Peronosporaceae. The record is from RefSeq and is a predicted model, not a curated record. The transcript has a single exon.